GGGACAUUACGAAAUUAGAAUAAAACUGCGCUUUACUGGAGUCUGACGAAAGAAAAAAAGAUGAUGCUUAAUACGGCUUUUUAUUUGAUGAUAAGCUGUGUGCUUAUCUCAGCUCAGAGAAACUGGAAACUAUCGAAGCCCACAAAUUCGGUGACCAUAAGGCAGAGUGGAGGAAGCUUUUGUACCAAUCACCUUGUUGGUGAGUUUGUCGAGCAUGCCGAGGAUUGUCAUAUGUUCUACCUGUGCGUUGAGAAUGGAGAUGCAGUCCUGGCUUCCUGUCCACCAACCAUGCUAUUCAACUCGGAGAGUAGGCUUUGUGAUGCAGCGGGAAACGUAAAAUGUAGAAACGGCACUGAUACCAUGGAGACUCCUCCACUCGAUGGUGAUGGUGAUCUAAACAACAUGGUCACGGAUGCCAGCACCUAUUGUUCCACCUUGCUGGAACAGCAAUCCAGCGAGAGGAUUGUAUAUGUCGGCAGUUCAAGCAGUUGCAGUAAAUAUUACAUUUGCUACUAUGGACAGGCGAUAUUGCAGGAGUGCAGCUCUCAAUUACAUUGGAAUGCAAUGACUGCAAAGUGCGAUGUCCCGGAGAGAGCUCAGUGUACUCUAGGUGGGCAGGAGCAGUUACCAUCGAAUGGGAAUUCCAAUUUUCAAUCCGGAGGUUCCAUUUCAAGUGAUCUCAUCCACUGUCCCGCCUAUGGACAACAUUUGUAUCCUCACAUGCAGCGCUGCGAGUUCUUUAUUUAUUGCGUCAAAGGACACGCCAGCCUGCAGCAAUGUCCUUUCUAUUAUUAUUUCGACAUUGCCACUAAAAGUUGCCAAUGGUCACGAACGGCUCUUUGUGUGCGUGAUUUAAAUUUGACGCCACUAAUAAAAUAAAAACUACAGUUUAAAUAAGUUUGUUUUAAAUACUGUAACAAGUUACAAAAAAUGUUAAAUUGGAUUUUAGAAAAUACUUUAUUCUGCUUAUCAGAUAAUGUUUAAAUUUUACAUUUCCUAAAGAAAUAAUUGCAUAAUUUUAACUUCCCGCCGAUAGAAUACAUGAACCCGAAACGUAUGUGUACACACUGACCGAUGUCAUGGGCUAUCGAUAUAUUGUAUAAAGUUUUGGCACUGUUAUUUUUCGGUUUACCAUUAACGGUCCCACAAAUCCCACAAAUAAUGUUAAAUUAAUCAUAUUUAUACUUAUCCUAUAUAUAAGCAAAGCGAAAUGUUCGAUCUGCCAUAGAAGUAAACAAUCGAGGUGCUCCCUAAAAUGAAACUGAGGAUAUGAACAAACGGAGCACACAACAAAUCUCACAGCAAACAAAUUUUGCCGUCAUAUAACUGAAACUGCCAAAGUCGGAAAAUCAACAAUACAUUUGUAACGGGCAGAAGGGGCAUUAAAAUCGGAUUUUCAAGAUUCCGGUGGCAGCUUCAGAAACAUAAAAUUAAGCUAAAUAAGCAACAGCGUCAAACACUUCGACACCCACUC
Molecule: messenger RNA, 1474 nt
Organism: Drosophila eugracilis
Lineage: Eukaryota; Metazoa; Arthropoda; Insecta; Diptera; Drosophilidae
Product: probable chitinase 10
Exons: 3
Coding region: 61-879 (272 amino acids)
Cellular component (GO): extracellular region
Molecular function (GO): chitin binding
Source: RefSeq, a predicted model, not a curated record